Dentiscutata erythropus is the source of this 231-nucleotide messenger RNA. The record is from the annotation of a GenBank genome assembly. NCBI's taxonomy places the organism in Eukaryota, Fungi, Glomeromycota, Glomeromycetes, Diversisporales, Gigasporaceae.
AUGAUCGAUAAGGAAGGUUUUCUAGAUAUUGAUACAACUAAAGAAGCUGAGUUUGAAGAAGUGUUUUCUAGAAAUAAUGUGCCUAAAGACAAUAAUAAUAACAUAACUCAACUUAUAAAACUAUUACAGGAUUUUACAGAAAGAAGCGAUGAAGAGUCUGACAAAGAAAGCAGUGAAAGCAGUGAAAGUGAAGAAUCUGAAGAAGUGAUGAUGAUAAAGAGAAUCAAAUAA